This is a messenger RNA of Gamsiella multidivaricata, 1880 nucleotides long. RefSeq lists its product as uncharacterized. NCBI's taxonomy places the organism in Eukaryota, Fungi, Mortierellomycota, Mortierellomycetes, Mortierellales, Mortierellaceae. Bases 284 to 1543 code for a protein of 419 amino acids. The transcript has a single exon. Gene Ontology annotation, molecular function: protein binding. The record is from RefSeq and is a predicted model, not a curated record.
CCUAGUUUUCGGCUGAACCCGCGUUGGAAUGAAGAAAAUACUGGGUGCAGGUGUACAGCCAUCGAAGAACACUUGAGUUCAACCCAACCAACCCAACUCAGCUCAGCUCCACCCUACACUCGCAACCCCCCCCCCCAUACCCUUGGAACCACACUAUAGCCCCCACCCAACUCCAUCCUAUCUUCCUGUUCAGCUUAACCCGCAUUGGCACCCGCUCUUGAAGAAACCACUGGUGGGCGACUUGCACACCCACGCAACCAAGGACGAAGGAUGAGUCGAGUCGAUGAGUUGCUUGAUUCCAAACUCAUCUCAUUCAACAGCUGCACGAACAUACCCUCUAUUGGCCGUUAUUCUUUUUUCUCCACUGUUCCACUGUCAUUACGACCCUAACAUGUCCAACAUCGAUGUCCUACCUGCAGAGAUCCUCGCUGACAUCUUUGGUCACGAAGGUCUCGCCGACAUCACUCGCCAGGUCUGCAGACGCUGGCGUAGGAUCGCUCUCCCUAUCUGGCUACGACGACUGACCCUCCUGCCCAGUGAUCCCUUCAAAGACUUGGGCAUCCUUUCCUACCUCAAAUCCCUCCCCCUGGACGACCGUCUCUCUAUCCGUGCCCUCGACCUCAGUCCCGGCCGCCAGCACGAUAGCGUCAGCGUUAGUGCCUAUUUUGAGGAGGUCGCUGAUCAGGAUUGCGUCAGGAACGUGCUCUUGAUCCAGUCGCUUCUGGGAUCCAGGAUCAUAGAUUUGACAAUCAAUGAUACAGGAUGGGCGCCUGAUAGCCUUGUGGAUAUCUCACAGAUGGCCCUCUUGACGACCCACCAUCUCGCUUGUUUUCAGAUCUCGCUGCUCGCGGUCGAAUCCUGCGUGAUGCCUGAGCUGAUGAAUUCUAUCCUGGAGCUCUUUCGACGCGACGCAAGCCAUCUUAAAUUCCUCGUUCUGGACCUCGCCCAAUCGCUGGAUACGGAUCACUGGGAGACUAUGGCAGACUGCACAGAGCUGCAAUCCUUCCAUCUGGGGCUCCAUCGAUCCUCGGAACCCAUCCUCACAAGCAUCUUGGAAACUGUGCUUCCCAAAUGGUCCUCGCUCACGUCAUUGUACAUCUGUCAACCGCGCUUUGUCUCUGCAGAAACCUUACGAUGUCUUCAUAGAGACCUCCCGCGUCCAGAUCGACUACGAGAACUACAUUUGAUCUUUGAAGCGUGCCAGGCUUCGUUGUACGAGCAAGAGUUCAUCGAGAUGGUCCAUGCAAUGCCGAACUUGCAGAUCCUGGAGGCGCAUUUGGAUUGGACGAACAGGAUGAUGGAACAUGUGGCGAUUACGCUGUCGGAUCUGAGGGAACUAUCGAUUACUUGCUCUGGGUUGGAUUUUACCUGCAGAGGAAUCGUGGACGUCGCAUGGGGUCAGGGACUGGAGAAGGUGAAUAUGAGGACUUCAGGAAAGAUCUGGAGUGGGUUUCUGGAGGCGGUUCGGAAGCGGUCGAGGCGGGUCAAGAUUCUGGUGUAUGGGUCGAUGAAGUGGGGAGGAUCUGUAGAUGAAUGGGAGUAGCAAGGCCGAAGCGAGAGAAGCGACCUUUGUUGCGCGACGAGGGGAGGGGUUUACGGGUGUGAUUUAGGGAUGGAUAUCUAUCUCGACGUACGGCGCGAGAAACAUCUUUAGUGCAUGACUUCGUAGUUCGCAUGGCCCUAGACUAUAAGGCUGGGCUCCACGGAUUAAAUGCCGCUAACUCCUGUCACAGCAGUCGCACCUCUUAACCUAUUAAAGAGUUAUUCUUCACUGCGGGAUAAACUGAAACCAACGUUUUCUUUUUUUUUAGGCGUAGAGUAUGGACGCUGACAAAGGAAGAAGGGGUACAUGCAGACCAUGGCCGUGCUGCACUGCACAG